Molecule: messenger RNA, 3635 nt
Organism: Poecilia reticulata (guppy)
Lineage: Eukaryota; Metazoa; Chordata; Actinopteri; Cyprinodontiformes; Poeciliidae
Gene: klf7a
Product: Kruppel like factor 7a
Biological process (GO): regulation of transcription by RNA polymerase II
Molecular function (GO): RNA polymerase II cis-regulatory region sequence-specific DNA binding; DNA-binding transcription factor activity, RNA polymerase II-specific
Source: RefSeq, a predicted model, not a curated record
CCUAUCACAGGCUGUUUUGGCAACACGGAUACGCGUGGAGUGUCCGUCCACCUCCAGUCUCCUUUACGCACCGAUUAUGCGCGCAGGUACAGGGACUCGAACUGCUCCGCGUCCGGCCGCUGCACUGCGCUUUUAACCCCGCCACACGGACCAACAUGACACAAGUGGAUGUAGAAAUCUGACAGGCGCGUUUCUUUGUGGAUCAUUCUGCCGCUUCCUCCCCGGUUGUUUUUUUUCCCUUCCCUUUCCUCCUCUCCCUCCCUCUCUCUCGCUCUCUGCCGGAGCGUCAGCAUGGAUGUCUUGGCGAACCACGGCAUCUUUCAGGAACUUCAGCUCGUUCACGACACGGGCUACUUCUCGGCCAUGCCGUCGCUGGAGGAGAACUGGCAGCAGACCUGCCUGGAGUUGGAGCGUUACCUGCAGACGGAGCCCAAGCGUCUGUCAGAGCUCUUCGACCAGGACCUGGACGGCCUCCUGACUCCGGCCUACUUGAAGGAGGACGGUGAAGAAGACCUGUCUGAGGCUCUGCUCCCAGGCCUCCCUGAACCGCCAAGUCCACCUCUUGUCACCCUGUGUCCAAUGAGGCAGAAUCUAACCUCAACAAAAGACCUCAAACCCAAAGGGCAGGGGCCAGAAACUUCAGACGCAACGGAAGGGGUCCACCUGGCCCAGCUGAGUGCCGUCACCUCUCUAACUCCCCCGUCUUCUCCGGAGCUGGGCCGGCACCUUGUCAAACCCAGCCAGACGCUGACGGCCUCAGCGGACGGGACGCUCACCUUAAAGCUCGUGGCCAGGAAGGUUGGGCUCAGCGCUGCCCGGCUAGUGGCAGGACACGCGCUUCCAGUCCAGGUGAAAGAGGAAGAGGAAGGAGCGGCAUGCCUACUCGGGGGAGAGCUACCAGAGAACAAGAAGAGGAUCCACCGCUGCCAGUUCAACGGCUGCAGGAAGGUGUACACCAAGAGCUCCCACCUGAAGGCCCACCAGAGGACGCAUACAGGUGAGAAGCCGUACAAGUGCUCAUGGGAGGGCUGCGAGUGGCGAUUCGCCAGGAGCGACGAGCUGACGAGGCACUACCGCAAACACACGGGUGCCAAGCCUUUUAAGUGCAACCACUGUGACAGGUGCUUCUCGCGGUCGGAUCAUUUGGCGCUGCACAUGAAAAGACACAUCUGAGGAGUCGGCGAGAGGUCAACGGGAGCGAAAGGAGGAGAUGGACUAUCGACAGCUGAAAACUAACAAGAGGAAGACAGAGAAGAUGGAUUUGAAAGACACCGGGAGGACCAGAUAGGGUGCCUGAUCAUAUGCAGAACUGAGCUCAAACCUUUUUGGUCCACUAAUACAGAAUGGCAACACCCUAUCUAUGACUCUUCAAGGGGUUGGUGGAGGACGUUAUGGCAGCUCUUUGUUUUCUUCAUCCAAUGAGUGAUCAAGCCGCAUCGCUCAGCAAUUGUACAGUCACACGUUUUCAACAUUCCUACUCUUCAGAAAUUCCACAUAUUCAAAAAGAUUUUCAGCAUUCAUCCUGUCAAACCUGCCACAGCCUUUAGAAUCAUCCUUAGAGUUUUGGACAAACGCCAAAUGGAUCUUUCUGCUCAUCUGGCAUUGGAAUCCUCAGAGACGUGUUGCAUCGAUGUGUGGUCGUCUGUUGCACUGACUUAUCCCCCAUCCCAGAUCAACUUCUGCUGAGACAAAUUUAUCGACUCCGGGAACGUCAGAGGAAACUGACCGUCUGGAGAGAUGCAAGGCAGCUUUCGAAGAGUGCGUUUCCUUCUUGAGAUCUUAUCAGUUGUUGACACAAACGGUUGCACAAUUGACUCUUUCAACUUUUUGUAAAAAACAAAAAAAAGAAGAAAAAACAAAAGGAAACGUUCCAAUGUCCAAAUGAAAUACUGGCUUUCACGUGCCACCUGAGCACAAGUUCAAGCAGCUAGCCCACUGCGAUAGCACACCGAACACAAAACGAGAUCACUAUGUAUUUAAAGGCCAUAUUGUUUCUAAACAGAUCCUGUUACUCUUUUGAAAAAGACCAUUUUAAAUAGACACCUCACAAGAGAAGAACUCACAGGAAGUGGAUGCAACCAGAAGGAAAGAAAAGACGGAUGCCUGAAAUGAUCUCUUUGGGCUUGAGAGUGAUUGGCACCAACCGAGCCGCUGGACUGAGACGGUCCAGCUCACAUUCCUGCAGAACUCUUCCAAUUAAACAUCUCUCUGACUUGACUUCAAAUAAAAGAAAUGUAUUGGACAUCUCUCUAAAUUUGGCUCUAUGUACAUCUAAGAAGAUUUCUGCUGACUCCCUGACCAGCGUGUAUGUCGGAAUGCUGAUAUUUCCCCCUGCAGGACUGACGCUUAGGAAGGCACAUUCAAUCAAUCAAUUGGAUCCUGUCAGAGAAAAUCAAUGUGAAUGUAUCUGUUGCAAUCCUGGCCAAUUUUGCCAGACGACCCAUUAAAACACUGGAGAAUGGUGGGGGAGACCAUACACACUGUUUCUGUUAUUUUUUGCAUUAGGGAAAAAUGACUGGACUUGGAGAAACUGGCUGGUCACAGCUGGUAGCUUUUGACAUUUUACCGGCUCUCAUGGACCAGCAUGAGUGCAGAUUUUCAGUGGGUGGCUAAAAUGGGUUAGGGGAGGGUGGAUCUGCUCAGUCAGCAAUGGUAACUGCCCCAUCAGCUUAUGUAACUGUGGCAGAGCGAAACCCACACGCACAACGAGUCAAACAUCCACACCAGGAAAACUGCAAUUAGCAUUUAUAUUGUGUAACAUGGCCGUUGUCAUGUCAAAGAGAAAUAACUAAAAUCCGAUUCUUAGAUGUCUUAAAUUCACAGAUGCAUUUGAGAUGGACAUAAGAUUGCACACAAGCUUGGGUGUCAAUUGAUUAGCUUUGAUUUUGCUGUUUUAUUGCGUUGAAGGAAAAGUCUUCAGAGUAAAAUGUCUGCAUCAGAGUUACAGCUCUAAAUAUGUGUCGGUGGGGUCAAGCUGAAAUAAGUCACAAUCUUGAUCUAGAAAACCAAACUUUAGAGUUUUUGAUGGGACAAAGAAGACUGAAAACCUUGAAGCACAAAUUUUCCAGCUAGCACUAACUGUCUUGAAGAAAGGCCAAAUUAUGAAAAUGUUUAGUCCAAAAACCUUUGAUUUUUGGACUAAAUCUUCGAAAAAUCUCAUUGUCUCAUAUCAUGAAACUGUUCCGAUUAGUUUAAAAAGAUAACACUGUUUAAGGUGUCCAAUGUAUAGUCAGGAGUUGAGGAAGGUAAGACAAGCAGAGUUGGUAAGUGUUUGUGAAGUGGGGAACAGCAGAAGCAGCACUAGAACAAAACUUAUUAGUUCUUGUGGUUGAUGUGUAGCAGAUUAUAUUGAGCGCGGUGGCCAUCUUGUAAAAACUCUGAAAUGACCAUUUUACAAAUCCACUGCACAGAUUACCACAUAAAACACUUUUUUUUGCUAAUUGUAGCAUCAAAUUUAACUCCAAACUUUAGCAACCUUAGCAAAAAGUGCAGCCGACUCGUGAAAGAAAAAUAUUCUAAACUGGCAGAAACUAGCAAUGCAUUUCAACAUGAUAGCAGGGUAAUAAUACUAAUAAUAAUAAUAAUAAUUAAUAAAUGUAAUUUGUACCGCACUUUUCAUUAGAAAAAAUCUCAAA